This is a messenger RNA of Drosophila virilis, 442 nucleotides long. RefSeq names its product small lysine-rich protein 1. Lineage: Eukaryota; Metazoa; Arthropoda; Insecta; Diptera; Drosophilidae. The record is from RefSeq and is a predicted model, not a curated record.
UCAGGAGCCAGUGUAAAGCGUUGCCAUGCAGCUUUUUUAUUAAAUCGAUAGGGCAGCCUCGGUAUUUUUCGAAAAUUGCAAUGGCCGGCAAAAGUAAAAAGAAACGAAAUAGUAAAGAUUCUACAUCUAGCAACGCGGGAAGUGGCGAAGGCGAUGAUAAGAAAAAGAAGGAAGGCGUUGGUGGCACUAAGAAAAAAGGUGGUGUGGGCAAGUCCAUCGGCUGUGAUAUAUUUAAUGAUGCCGCAAUGGAAAAUGCCUACUAUGUGUGCCACAAUGUGCAGGACGUGCUAAAAACUCGUGGAUUUCCUUGGCCGGAUGGACAAAAGAAGAAGAAAAAGGGCAAGCGUUGAGAAACACUUUCAAAUAUAAAUAUGAUUCGUGUAUGACUGUAUUGAUUUAUUUAUAAAACUAACAACAAUACGUUAAAUUCAUUCGAUUGAGA